AUGCCGCCUCGAAUAAAUAUUCCGCCGGUUACACGUAUCCUUCUCAUUGCUCUCCUAGGCCAGUCUAUCCUCAGUGCUGCCAUAAGGUAUAGGCAAUGGACUGCCAACGCAAACAUCGUCAUUCCCUACUUGACUCUGGUGCCGCAGUUGUCUAUUAUCUAUCCCUGGACGUUCAUAACAUCAACUUUUGUCGAGAGCAAUAUGUUUACGCUCGGUAUUGCUGCCGUAACGAUAUACCACGGGGGACGGUAUCUUGAAAGGGCAUGGUCAUCGGCCGAGCUGGCCAAGUUUGUCGCUAUUAUAUCGCUGGUUCCAAACUUCCUGACACUCUGCGUUAUGGUGCUUUGCUUCACGCUUACACGUAAUGAGAGCUGGACCCUGACUGUCAUUGCUGGGACCAUUCCCGUUCAGAUUGCUUUCCUCGUCGCUUUCAGCCAACUCGUCCCAGCGCAUACCGUAACCCUCUUCCGCGGCGUCAUAUCUCUCCGAGUUCCUCGGUUUCCUCUCAUCUACAUCGGCGCCGUUUUCCUUCUCUCUCUUACGCCUCUCCUUACCAGAGCUGCUUUGUGGCUUGCCAUCUUUGGAUUCCUGACCAGCUGGACCUAUCUCCGAUUCUACAAGACUGUAUUCCCCGACCUCGACUCGGCACAGGAAGCCUCCCUCCGCGGUGAUGCGAGCGAGACGUUUGCGUUUGCCGAGUUCUUCCCUGGUCCGGUGAAGCCAUUCGUCGCUGCCAUCGCUGAUCAGAUCUUCCUGGUGAUGGUUGCCAUGAGGUUGUGUACGCCUUUCACGCCGGCAGAUGCCUCUCGGAACGACAGCCGGAUCCAACGGACUGCCCCUGGAGGCGCUCGCGCAGAGGCCGAGAGGAGAAGAGCUAUUGCCCUCAGGGCGCUAGAUCAGAGACUACACGCCGCUACAAGCAAUCAGCCAGCGCAGAAACCAGCCCAGGCAAACCGACCGACAGGUCCAACAGUGCAAAGCCAGCCUCAGCCGGCUACACAGACUGCCAUGACAUCGUCACCCGGCCCCAUGCUUGGCGAGACCAAGUUCGAACCUGAUCAUGACGAUGCGAAGAGCUAA
Molecule: messenger RNA, 1080 nt
Organism: Fusarium fujikuroi IMI 58289
Lineage: Eukaryota; Fungi; Ascomycota; Sordariomycetes; Hypocreales; Nectriaceae
Product: PL6-like protein
Exons: 2
Coding region: 1-1080 (359 amino acids)
Biological process (GO): retrograde vesicle-mediated transport, Golgi to endoplasmic reticulum
Cellular component (GO): Golgi apparatus; membrane
Source: RefSeq, a predicted model, not a curated record